AUGGCUUCACCUUCUUCCAUUUAUUCAAUUUCUUCGUCUACGUGGUAUUCAUCAUCUUUGGAAGAGGAUGCAAUUAUGCACAACAUGAUUAUGAACGCGGCUCAGGUGUUCAUGGCGGGUGAUGAAGCAUCGUCCCAACGGCUAACUAGACGAGCAAAAUUAAACCGAGACCAAGAAGCUGCCCACGAUAAACUAGUAGCCGAUUAUUUUGCCGACGAACCCGUGUACACAGCCGAUAUUUUUCGACCUUUCGAGUUUAAAGCGAAAGUACCGUUGGAUUUGAAUCCUAGGGUUGGAACCCAUUUGAACAAAGAUAAGAUAUACAUCUCCAAGAGUAGCUCAAUGAGUGUCAUAAAAGCAUACCAACAACAGUUCCAUGACGAUUUCUUGUUGUUUUUGAGGUCAUGAGCCAAGGAAAUGGUCAGUAAGGGUCGGAUGGUUUUGUCAUUCAUGGGUCGGCGGUCCCCAAACCCAUGUGCUGAUGAGGCUUGCUACUAAUGGGAGCUUUUAGCUCGCGCCUUGAUGAGCCUUGCUUUAGACGGACUUGUUGAAAAGGAAAAGAUUGAUUCAUUUAAUGCGCCUUACUAUGCACCAAGCCCGGAAGAAGUGAAAUGCCAAGUUGAAAAUGAAGGAUCUUUUGUAGUGGUUGAUGUUAAGUCAUUUGGGAUAGAAUGGGAUGCUGGUGACUGGACUAACUGCAAGAUAUGAAGCGGUAAUCGAGUAUCUAAAACCAUCCGAGCAGUGGUGGAGCCGAUGUUUGAGAAUCAUUUCCAUCUCGGGGCAGAAAUGAUGGAUGAGUUGUUUAGAAGAUAUGCUACCAUUGAUGAUUGUUUCAUGGAAACAAAAUUCAAGUACAUUAAUUUAGUCAUUUCUUUCGUGAGAAAGGACUAAUCUGGUAUCUUGUUCCAAAGUUUCCUUCUUCUUUUCAUACGUUGUAACUUUGUCCAUGAAUGAGUUAUGAGAAUUUCAA
Helianthus annuus (common sunflower) is the source of this 970-nucleotide messenger RNA. RefSeq names its product jasmonate O-methyltransferase. NCBI's taxonomy places the organism in Eukaryota, Viridiplantae, Streptophyta, Magnoliopsida, Asterales, Asteraceae. Gene Ontology annotation, biological process: methylation. The record is from RefSeq and is a predicted model, not a curated record. Gene Ontology annotation, molecular function: S-adenosylmethionine-dependent methyltransferase activity.